AUGGACAGAAAAGACACCCAGCUGCUUUGCUCUUUGCUGCUGUGUAUCAUCACUCAGGUGUGGUGCCAACUGUGUACUGGGCCAUGCCAGUGCCCGCUCAGCAAGCCGCGCUGCCCUGUUGGUGUUCCUCUCAAGUUAGACAGCUGCGGGUGCUGUCAGGUGUGUACUAGGCAGGAGGGCGAGGCCUGCACUGACCGGCUACCCUGUGACACCCGCCGAGGACUGCAGUGUGACUACAGUGCCAGCUUCCCUGGAGGGCCGGGACAGUGUGUUGGUCGGAACAAGCUGGGCUGUGAGAUGCAUGGCAGGAGGCUGGAGGAGGGAGAGGUAUUUCGACCCUCUUGUGCCCAGCUCUGCUACUGUCUGGGGGGAGGGGUGACCUGUGUGCCCCUGUGCAGCCAUGAUUUGCAGAGGCCUACUGAUAAGUGCCCCAGCCCCCAGCUGCUGAAACUACCAGGGAGCUGCUGCAAAGAGUGGGUGUGUGACGGCCUUGACAACAGCUUUGCCUCAAAUCCAUCAGCAGCAGAGCAGGCGCGUCAGGACCACAGGGGUGGGCUGUCCGGCCCGUCGUUUGGCUCCAUCGCUAACUGUAUCAAGUGGACCUCAGACUGGAGCCCCUGCUCUCACAGCUGUGGCCCAGGUGUCUCUAGCCGUACCACAAACAGGAACUGGGUUUGUCGCCUGCAGAUGGAUACCAGACUGUGCCAAGUCAGGCUGUGCCAGACUCUGCUGCUCCGAAGGCUGCAGCCGGUCAGUCCAUUAUUGACACACACAGGCUGCUGGAGCACCAGAGCGUACCGUCCCAGGUUCUGUGCCUUGAUUUAUCCAGAGGGACGAUGCUGCAGCCCCUCCCACACCAGGACAGUGCGGAUGGUUUUCUGUUACCCCCAAGACAGGCUCACCCAAUAG
Messenger RNA from Cottoperca gobio, 909 nucleotides. RefSeq names its product WNT1-inducible-signaling pathway protein 2-like. Gene Ontology annotation, molecular function: heparin binding; integrin binding. Gene Ontology annotation, biological process: signal transduction; positive regulation of cell differentiation; cell adhesion. Gene Ontology annotation, cellular component: extracellular matrix; extracellular region. The coding region runs from base 1 to 909 and encodes 302 amino acids. The record is from RefSeq and is a predicted model, not a curated record. The transcript is spliced from 5 exons. NCBI's taxonomy places the organism in Eukaryota, Metazoa, Chordata, Actinopteri, Perciformes, Bovichtidae.